GACACAUUCUCUAAUAAAUCAAUUGAGCUUAUAAUUGUAACAAUAUAAUUAUAAUUCUACAAUUAAAGCCAUUUACAAACGUCGCAUAGUUUUUUUGCCGUCUCUUUAAAAUAAUCAUUCGUGAAGCUCAAAUAAAGUCAGAAACAACGCAAAGGCAAAAAAAAGAGAGAAAUAAAAAACGUGGAAUAAAAUUUGUUGAUACGGAUCAGCAAUUAAGUUCCAGUUUGCAACGCAUUUGGUUUAGUCGCUCGUACGUUGGGGCUUUGCCUUUGGAUUUGCUAAUUAACACAUCGCUCAUUAGCCCGAUAGAUCAUUUGGUUGAGCGUUGACACCUCUUUAAGAUGUCUGCUUCGAAGAAUAACCAGAACCUCAAUCAACUGGCAUCUGGCAAUGACAGCAUAAUGGUUGGAAUACUCUUUAAUGAUGGCGUCAUUAUAGCCAUCACCAUGACAAGCCAUCUCAUAUUCUAUUUGGAUGAUCGCAUUUACUGUUGCGGCAGAAGCACAGGCUACGAUCACGACUCAUUGGUGGAAGUGGCAACCGAACUGGAGGAAAUAUCAUCGCACACAGUCGGCUACAAGGGAGCGUUGGUGGCUCAAGCAUUGGAACUACUCACAAAGAAGUAUGAGAAUCUCCAGGAUUGCGAACUGCUGCUGGCUGGUGAGGAUGUUUGUGGCCUGCACUUGUUCACGGUAACUUCCGAUGGCUACACGGGCGCGUGCUUUGCAGCCUUGGGACCAGGAGCCGAUGAGGCCAACGAUUACUUGGCUAACAAUUGGAAAAAAGAUAUGAGCCUACAAGAGGCUGAAUCUCUAGUACGCAGAACCAUUGCCAAGAGUAGAGGAUACAAAGCCAAAGUUGAUCUAUGCAUCGUAUUCAAGAGUCACUAAAUAUAAAUGAUCUGCAUUGUAAUGGUUCCUAUAUGACUGAUUAUUGUAAAACUUAUUGUACCAACAAACAAUUUGUUUUGGUUGAGCUUGAAGCGAAAAUAAAUUAGUUGUUGAUGCUCAGCUGGCCCAGAACGUAAUGUAAAUAAUUAACAACAUUUCUCAGAGAAUUGCCUGGGCCUGGUUCUGUACGCUAGAAUAGAUUAUCUGCAGCUUUAAUAAACGUCCUGGCUCGCUCUCUUCUUGGCCCAGAUGACUAUCGCAUUCGCUGGAGCCCAUUGCAGGUUUAAUGGCAAACGGUAAAUGCAGACUGGCGCCCAUCAACAGGCCCCAGCAAAUGGAUUCUCUUAUAAGCAACUCGAUUCCAUGGAUGCAGUAUAUGAAGCACUAAUCGCUAUGGACAUGGGACAUGGGACGACCAACGCACAACGCACGAAUGAACCAAAGCAAAGCGACUUUUCUACGAAAUGAAAAGUGGUAUAGUCAAGAUCAAAAAUCCACUGGCGCCCUGGAGACGACCCGCUGUGUGGAUUAACAUGAAUUUAUAUGUGGCAUUUGAAUGUUUCAUAUUGGCCACGAGUCGACUUCAGACAUCAGACUGCGAAUUGAGAGAGACUAAAAAUGGGUCUGUGCGUGACCAGGUUUCAUUUUUAUUAGCCUCGUUAUCCGCUUGAGUCGUGGCCAACGUUGCCAACAUCGUGGUGUGUGGUCGUUCCUCCAUUUACAGCACCUGGGUGGCAUUAUGUUGUCAGAAUCACGACUCUCCUCUCCUCCACUGCCCGGAGCACAGAGAUACUAAAUGAUUUUGUGCUCCAAAUUGCAAAUGAAAGAUCAUUUUUUGAGGUGUCACUAUAAUAAUAACUUUAAUAACUUAUCAUGUUCGAUUGCUACAAUUAUAAGAGACGUUUUUUUGUAUUAUCUUAUA
Molecule: messenger RNA, 1812 nt
Organism: Drosophila nasuta
Lineage: Eukaryota; Metazoa; Arthropoda; Insecta; Diptera; Drosophilidae
Gene: yip3
Product: yippee interacting protein 3
Exons: 5
Coding region: 342-890 (182 amino acids)
Cellular component (GO): proteasome core complex
Source: RefSeq, a predicted model, not a curated record